CAGAUAAGUGGACUACCGCGCCAUCUGUUAGGAAAAACUUGGAGAGCGAGAGAGUUAAUACCUGCCUGCGGACUAAAACAAUGGGGACAUCUCUGCGACACACGUGCUUGUUUAAUUGAUGCAGUGCAACUUUGGUGUGUAUAAUGGUUGAGUGCUGUUUUUAGGGCUGAUCCAUGUUUGAGUGUGUGAUAUAUGAUACAGGAACUAAGAUUGGUAUAUCAACAAGAAAUCAACGAUCUCAAUCUCAGGUCAACCAACCAUAACAUAUAGACUGUAUCCUGGAUCAGUGGCCAUACCAAACAUUGUUUUUGUUAACACUGUAUUACCUGAUUAUUCAGGGGUGGCAUACCUUGUAUUUGAAGUCAACUAAACUCACCAACACAAAAUAUCAUUUUUAAAACUCAAAAUGAGUCUCCUUAAGGACCUUGCUCUCAGGAUUAUGGGAAAUCAUGUGGUAAAGAAAUAUUCCGAACCAAUAAUGACACAUCAACAAGCAAGAGAGAUAGGAUGACAGUUGAGGGAUCUAAACAAGUAUGGAGUCAGACUUGCUCUAGGAAAUUCCCUUCAACUUCAAAAUCUGAUACUCCCACCUGCUCUUCAAAAAUACAAUAAGAAUAAUACAUUUGAAAUAGCCCUUAGGAUUCAACUGUGCAUAGUCCUUGGUUGUGUUGAAUCCUCAUACACAUCUUUCAGUUCCGCAUAUCAUUUAAUAUGUGAAUUCUUCCUUCAUUUUCUGAGGACUGAAACAGAUACAUUAGAAGGUUCAGCUUUAACCGUCUUAAAUGAAUGCACGAACAAUUUGAAACAUUAUCAGCUCAGUGAAAUGGAGUUAUAUUCAAUGGAAGCUCUUCAAGUUUGUUUGAGUUUAGUCCCAAACUUUAGUCUAGGAGGAAUCAUCAAAAUUGAUCCAGGAGCUGAUUUAACCAAUCCAGCUAUCCAGCAGAACUUGCGAAGUCAGGUGAGGGAGCUCAAUGCAUUACCAUAUCAACCCUCUAUUGCAUUGUUCAAUUUGAUUGUCAAAUCUUGUCUUUAUUAUAACAGCUUGAAAUCAGACCUUGCUAGAUUAAUAUUCACCUUUGGGAUGGGAUUCGCAAGGAGUCGCAGGAUGACAGAAAGGGCUUGGACAACAAGAUGGACAGCUCUAGUUAAUAGAUAUCCAGCUGAGUCGCAAUUCUCAUUUCUUGCUGAAGAUGCUCGAAACCUGUCAGAUUUAAUUCAAAUCCUUGCCCGUGAUGGAUUAGAUCUUCCAAAGUUAGUUGCAGAAUAUUUGGGUUAUGUAGAAAAAUUCUUCCCUGAGGAUCCCAUAAUGAAAAAAUUGGUUGACCAAGCCGCCCAUAAAGGAAUGACUGUUCCAGUAGCAAUUACAAAAGCAUUGUCUUCUUAUCCGACCUUUGGAUGGAUGCACUUGUUAGCUACAAAUGCUGUACUUCAAAGUGAGGUCGAGUACCUGAUGAAAUAUUUUCAUCGGAUCAAAGGGGAUGUUUAUGCGGGCAUAAAAUAUCCUGGAAUUGCCAACAAUGUCAAGAACCGUGCAUACCUUUGUGUCAAACUGCAAAUUGAGAUUGCAGGAGAUGAACAACUUAAGAAAUACAAUGGGAUUGGAGGUCUGAACAACAAAACACAAAUUCCAUUAAGGAUUCUUCUAGAUAAACUGGUAGCUGAGUAUAAGAAAACCAUUCUUUAUGAAGAGACUCGGAGACCAUCCUUAACAGUGUUAACUAAAUACAAAGACCAAUCUACCUCAACUAAAGCAAUGAAGGAACUUCUUUCUCAGAAUCUUUUGCCAAAUGAUACUGAAGAAGAUGAAGAUGAGGUUGAUGCAGGAGGGAUUGGAGGUGUGUUCAAAGAGCAGCCUUUAUCUAGUGAAGAUAGCGGAAGUGAUCCUGGUGCAGGCUCCCAUCACAGGAAAUCAAAAAGGAAAUUUUCACCUCCUCCUAAGAAAAAAUCAUGCAGUCCAUCUCCAAGAUCACAGAAAUUGGAAUCAAGAUUUGGGACUCCUCCAAGGAUGAUUGAGAGAACAACUCAUUCACCAACCUUCUCUGUGUCUGGUCUAUCUACGCAAUCUCAAAUUCAUCACGUGGGUUUAGAUAGAAUGAGAGUGAGUACAGCUUCAGAGUCAAUUCCUCCUUUUGAACCUCAAGCUGGAACCAGUAAAAUACUCACGGAGAUUGUGGGUGAUGAUUACCUUAAGCAGAACCCUCAUGAAUUGACACACAUGGGACCUCUCACUGCUCUUGAAUCUCCAACAACUGCUCUUCCUCGAGAGACAUGUCAGGAGACCGGUACCAAAUCCUCAACUAAAGGGAAGAAAUAGUCUAGUUCCUGUAAUGUUGACAUGUGGAUUAUAUUGUUGGUAUUUAUCCAAAAAUAAAUUGUGUAACAGGGUAUGUUUUAUAGAGUUAUAAUGAAACUCCUCAUAAGAAUUAAUUUUUGUAAUUCAAAGAAGUCAUUAAGACAUUAUUUCCUCAUGUUGUAUGUUUGUCUAGAUUUAAGAUUGCUUUUCUUAUUCAAUUAUUAAUAUUGUUCAUUUCUUGUACCAAAACCACAUGACCUCAAAAAUAUUUUAAAAACUUUUAA
This is a messenger RNA of Zootermopsis nevadensis, 2577 nucleotides long. The record is from RefSeq and is a predicted model, not a curated record. Lineage: Eukaryota; Metazoa; Arthropoda; Insecta; Blattodea; Termopsidae.